UCUUCAUAUUUGAUCACGUGCAAAGAUCCAGUAUCAGACACAGAAAAUGGAGGGUACUGAGAUGAAGAACUUCGCCAAGGUAUGGCUUUCAGUCUUCAUAUCUCUAAGCUACUGUUAUGGCUUAGGAAAGUUUGUCCGCAGAGGCAUUCCAAGGCUUCUUGCUGUAAUCCCAAUCGUCUGUCUCUUCCUUCUCCUUCCUCUCAACCUCUCCUCCGUGCAUCUCGGAGGCACCACUGCUUUCUUCAUUGCUUGGCUCGCCAAUUUCAAACUCUUGCUCUUUGCAUUUGGCAAAGGGCCACUUUCCUCACACCCAUCACUCUCUCUUGGCCGCUUCUUUGCCCUGGCUUGUUUUCCCAUUAAAAUCCAACAAAUCAAAGAAACCCCACCUGGAAAAUCGCAUUCAAUUGCUCCCAAAAAGCCCAAAAUUGGCCAGAAAUCGCCUCUCAAUUUUGCAGUAAAGGGUCUGCUAGUAGCAUUGUUUGUCCGAGUCUAUGACUACCGCGACCACAUUCAUCCAACGGCCAUACUCGUUCUAUACUGUUUCCACAUAUAUUUCGGCCUUGAAAUCAUCCUAGCCAUGGUUGCAGCCCUGACUCGAGCCCUCCUGGGCCUGGAACUCGAGCCGCAGUUCGAUGAUCCGUACCUCUCCACCUCGUUGCAAGACUUCUGGGGCAGAAGAUGGAACCUCAUGGUCACCGGCAUACUACGACCGACCGUAUACGAACCUGUCCUCAACACGUGUAACCGUGUUGUAGGUCGUAGGUUGGCCGCUUUUCCAGCGGUGCUGGGGACGUUUCUGGCUUCGGCUCUAAUGCACGAGCUCAUGUUUUACUACCUGGGCCGCGUGCGGCCCACCUGGGAGAUCACGUGGUUCUUUCUCCUCCACGGUGUCUGUUUGAUGGUCGAGAUCGCUCUGAAGAAGACCCUUCCCGGUAAUUUCCGGUUGCCGAGGCUGAUAUCUAGGAUCCUGACCGUUGGAUUCGUGAUGGUUACCGGCUUUUGGCUUUUCUUUCCCCAGUUCCUCCGGUGUAAGGCUGAUGUCCGGGGGCUUGAGGAGUACGCGGCUCUCGGCGCCUUUUUGAAGAACGCUUUUCGUGGUAUGCAAUUGCAGCGUUUCAACGCAUCGAGAACCUUGUAAUCGUGCCCUUUCUUUGACCUCUCAUGUUGCGUACAUGCUGUAGGUCAGUUCAUCAGACGGCCUAAAAUCAAUGCAGCAGUAUGUAGUUCCAACGGUUUUGAUUGAGGAAUUCUUCCCAUUAAGAAAGGGAGCUUUG
Corylus avellana is the source of this 1274-nucleotide messenger RNA. Its product is annotated as acyl-CoA--sterol O-acyltransferase 1-like. Lineage: Eukaryota; Viridiplantae; Streptophyta; Magnoliopsida; Fagales; Betulaceae. The record is from RefSeq and is a predicted model, not a curated record. Gene Ontology annotation, biological process: lipid metabolic process.